AUGAAUUUCCUUGAUACUUAUGGGCUGACUGGGACGGGUACGAACACGCCGCCCGUGAAUGCGCUCCCAGAACAGAGCCUCAAUGAAGAGGUUUCUCAGGUCAUCGGCCAGCUCGGAAAGUUCUGGGGAGGGUUCAGGAAGCAGAGCGAAACUGCGUUCGCAACUGCGCGCAAGGAUUUCGGCGAGGUAGUCACACAAGCGCAGAAGGAGCUUGGCAAACUCGCUAUAUCAACCGAAACCCCUGCCAAUGAUGCUCACACUAGUGAAGCUGAGGACACCUCUGACAAAGAGAGCGAGAGCGAGUGUGGCACAGCUCCUGAGACGCCUACUGCAGAAUCGCACAGCGCAGAAGGCUCAAUUUCGAUUUCACAAUCAUUCUUUGCUCGCCUCCAAUCUUCGCUUCCGCCUAAUAUUGUCUCGAAUGUCCAAGCUCAGCUUCCUGAAAGUCUCAAACACCCACAAAGCAUCGAUCUGUCACAGUUGCGGACGACGCUAACUACCGAAUUUCAGCGCGUCCAGGGGGUGACGCGUGCGCAGGCGGAGGAAUAUGUCCACAAGAGCGAACAUCUGCUGCGGGAAGCUAUGAAGGAAGCCAGUGAAGCCCUGCGAGACGCGGUGAAGGUAAUUCCACCAGAGGAGGGCGAAGGAUAUUCAAAUCAGGGUCUGGUUUGGGAUGGAUCUGACGUAUGGAUGCUACCGAUGGAAGGAGGGGAUGUCAAGGGCAAGGGCAAGGAGACGGAUUUGGGCGUUUCGUCGAGGCGACAAAGCGAAGAUGCCCGUCAGGCUGUCGCGACGCGCGCACAAGCGCUGUUGAAGCAGCUGAAGAGUAAUCCUGAGAUCAUCAAGCUUGAUCCCGAUGCUGAUGCGGGGAGGGAGACGUUCCAUGUUUGGGUGUCUGAGGCGCAGAGCAAGGAUGAACACCCUGGUACUAAAUUUUGGUCAGAACGCAUCGCAAGGGCGCUAUCUGAUCCAGAUGAUGGUCAAACGCUGGAAGAGACGUUCAAUGCACUAGUACCUGCCGUUCUUUCUGACGAUGAAUUCUGGACACGAUACUUCUUCCGUGUAUAUCAGAUCGAACAAGAAGAAAUGAGACGCAAGGCUCUUAUUCACGGAGCACACCAAACCGAAGAAGACUUCAGCUGGGAAGAUGACGACGACGAAUCCGUUGCUCCUGAAUCUAAAUCCAUCGGAGCUCUCGAAUCGUCGACCCUAUCACAACGUACGCUGGCACCGAAAGCGGCAGACACGAGCGACGUUCAAUCGCUCCCAAAUUCUUCGCAAUUCAAUACUCCUAUGACCAUGAGUCCUAGGGAAAGUAGUGAGGACAGUUAUGAUGUGGUUUCUGGUAAUGUCAGUGCUGCAGGAGAUGCACAGGAGCAUGUACACAAGGAUGAGGACGAUGAAGAGGAGAGCGACUGGGAGUAA
Molecule: messenger RNA, 1425 nt
Organism: Suillus fuscotomentosus
Lineage: Eukaryota; Fungi; Basidiomycota; Agaricomycetes; Boletales; Suillaceae
Exons: 4
Coding region: 1-1425 (474 amino acids)
Cellular component (GO): cytoplasm
Source: RefSeq, a predicted model, not a curated record